AUGCUCCCGUGGAUAAUUCUACUCCUUCUGUGCUUCUUUAGUGGUGACACUCUCGGACAGAAUGACCCAGUCAAGCAUUUCUGUCGCCGAUGGGGUCAUCAGUCUGCUGUAGUAGACGGGAGGCUGUACAUCGAUGGUGGUCUGAUCAACUACCGGGAUCCAAAGACCAACCUGACCAAUACUUUCCUUUCGUUCCACGAUAUUGAAACCGCCGAUAAGAAUGGAAUGCCCCCAUUCUAUGCCAAUCUAUCAAAGAACGACACCAUUCCAAGCGUCAAUGGCGGCAUUCUUUGGGAAGACUCUAUCAACAAAAGGCUUUAUCUUUACGGUGGUGAAUACUAUAAUACACCGCCAGUCUCACCCGAUUUCUAUAGCUACGACAUCCUCUAUAACAAAUGGGUUUCACUCGGAGCUCCCCCACAGGAGGUUCAAGCGGCUAGCUAUGGAGCUGGUGUUUCAAUCUCGUCAAGGGGAGAGGCAUACUAUUAUGGUGGAUGGCUCAGUAACUCAUCUAUUGAAGGCUGGUCAGGGCCACCAAAAGCCUCCAGUGGUCUCAUUAAGUAUGAGAUGGAUGCGAAUUCGUGGAGCAACCUUACUGGACCUGAUGGAACAGGAAGAGCAGAAGGAGCUAUGGUAUUUAUUCCUGUUGGCGACAGUGGCAUGCUGGUGUAUUUUGGAGGUACUCAAGACUUAUACGGCAACGGAACCUUGACACCCCAGUCUUUGGAUGAGAUUUUCCUGUUCGAUAUUGCAAAUGGAAAAUGGUAUACUCAAAAGACAUCAGGAGAUACUCCUGACAAUCGACGUCGUUUCUGCGGAGGUGCCACCUGGGCAAAAGAUCAGUCAAGCUACAAUAUUUACAUCUAUGGCGGUGGGGGUUUCCCUCCAAAGACAGCAGGAUACGAUGAUAUCUAUAUACUCACUAUCCCAAGUUUUCAAUGGAUCAGAGGACCAUAUCCAACCUACCGUAACGGUACUGGCGCCUUCCCUAAGAGCAUGAUGAGCUGCAACGUGGUAAAUGAUGCACAGAUGCUUGUCAUCGGUGGGACCUACUCCAAUACCACAGAAUGUGACGUGCCAAUUAUCCAUGGCGCACACAAUAUGAAUUUGGGCCGGCAAAAUGAAAAGAAGGCAAUUUGGGCAGCUUAUCAGCCUAACCUAACAACGUAUGUUCUGCCCGUUGACAUUCGAACGGCCAUUGGGGGGAAGCCUACUGGUGCCGCAACGAAGACAGUUCCAGUUGAUGGGUUCGACGCUCCAGACCUGGCUGUGCAGAUGGAUCGGACUGCAGAGAUGAAGGACCGGACUGCAACUCGCGCGACUGCGACAAGUACCAAAAAGUCAGCUCCGCCAUCUGACACAAGCAAACCGUCACCGGGACUCAGCUCUGGGGCAAUAGCGGGAAUUGCCGUUGGGUGCAGUGUGGCAUUUAUCCUUGCUUUGGCAGGAUGUGGGGUCCUUGUUUAUAGGAGGCGGAAGUAUUACAGUCAAGAUCAUGUUGUGGCGGCGCCACCACUGCAGACCGAAAUUGUCACAGCUGGGACGGGAGGCCGGGCGCCGCUGGUAGCUCCGCCUUAUAACGGAGGACAGACAUCGCCCAUACACCCCCCGUCUGAACUGACAAGUGAUCAUAGAUCGCCUGACAUGUAUCAGAGGAUGAGCCCCAAGAGUGACCGUCACGUUGUCAGUGACAUUGGAGAUGGCCGGCCUAUAGAAUUAGAGGGCGAAGGUAAUGUCCCUGAGUACCAGGAUGGGCUGUCACCAUUAUCGGAAACUUCGUAA
This is a messenger RNA of Fusarium pseudograminearum CS3096, 1782 nucleotides long. RefSeq lists its product as uncharacterized. The coding region runs from base 1 to 1782 and encodes 593 amino acids. The record is from RefSeq and is a predicted model, not a curated record. Lineage: Eukaryota; Fungi; Ascomycota; Sordariomycetes; Hypocreales; Nectriaceae. Gene Ontology annotation, molecular function: protein binding. The transcript is spliced from 3 exons.